CACACACACACACACACACACGCACGCACACGGUACAGAGGAGAGGGAGCAAACAGGACGCUAUCAUGACGCGAUGGCUUCAGGCUGGAACACAGAAACACACUCACACUCAUCGCCUGCAUCCCAGGAAAACAUGGCUGUCCUCUGAUUGAACCCCUCUGUGAACUAAACCAACCAGGUCUGCUGCUUUUCCCCUGAAUGAGACCUAAAGAGGAUUAGACGAUUUCUGCCUCACUAUAAUUCUUCCUGCUUUUUGAUGUUUCAAGAGACUUUUUCAUUGUUCUGGGAAAAGACAGCACAUGGAGGCAGGAGGACGUCUUACAUGGAAUAUUUGUGGAGUUUUGGAUGUAAUGGAAUAAUCACUGACGGUUAGCCCUUUUCCUCUUUGCAGCAGAGAGAUCAAGCUCCAACAAAAGUGGAUGAUUGUACACUAAAAUUACUGGUUUCCUGGAACUCUUCUAUGUGGAAACAUGAAUUUAGCCCGUCUUCUUUGCUGAGAUAAUCUAACUUUGGCAGCAAAAGUCAUGCCUCUCCUAAAAAGCAACAUGUGCCCAGAUCAUAAGGACUUCAUUUGAAUGCUUCCUCUCUCAUGCACGAUGGAAUAACGCGUGAGACCAGGGGGUAUCCAUAAACAGAAGGAGAACCUUGUAUCUGAGCGUCCGGCCCCUUUCCCCUGGCUGCAGCGUGGGAUAAGGGGUGCGUUCGGAGGUUCACCCCCUCCAGGCUGCCGCCCACAGAUGGAGGCCCACCAACACUCCCCAGAUAGCAGCAGUGAGGAGUGCACCGUCCUGGAGGCUCCGCCUGGCAAAAACACCUGCCCGCAGCAUGCGGGGAAGGUGGCAGAGCUGUUCUGUUCGGCCUGCGAGUGUGCGCUGUGCGAGGACUGUGUGCCGGAUCAUGAGGAGCACCCGAAGGUGCCCCUCAGCCAGGCCCUGGAGCAGCACCGCAGCAGCCUGCAGGAGAGGCUGGGGGGCGUUCAGAACAGACUCCCUCAGAUUUCAGACGCCCUGUCCUUCGUUAAGGAGAUCCUCCAACAGCUGACCAACCAGAGAGCUUCCAUCGAAGAGGACAUCCAGUCGAGCUUCGAGGAUCUGCACAAGCAGCUCGAUGUCCGGAAGAGUGUUCUGCUGAUGGAGCUGGAGGUCACAUACGGACUCAAACAGAAGGUUCUCCAGGCUCAAGUGGACAGCCUCAUCCGGGGAGAGGGGGACAUCACUGCCUCCUGUACCCAGACGGAGGAGGCCCUGGCUGGGGAAGCGUGUGCGGCGAGCCUGCAGGCAGAGCAGGAGCUGCAGGGGAGGCUGGGGGAGCUGGCCGGACUCGGCCUGCCAUGUCAGCCGGAGGAGAACGACCAGCUGGAUCUGCUGCUGGAGACCGACGGGCUGAGGAAGUCGAUACAUAACCUGGGGACCAUCGUCACAACCAGUGCGGUGGCGAGCCAGAGCGAAGCCAUGGGUGCUGGCCUGGAGCAGUGCAUUGUGGGACAUCCUGCCUCGGUCACCAUAGUGACAAGAGACAAGUCGGGGGGAGCCUGCAAGUGCGGCAAUGCGAUCCUGUCAGCUGAGGUCUUCACCCCAGAUGGAAGCAUAGUGGACGGUGAAAUAGUGGACCACAAGAAUGGGACUUAUGAGUUUGUGUACACGGUGCCGAAGGAGGGCGACUUCUCGCUGGCUCUCCGUCUGUACGAUCAACACAUCAAAGGAAGCCCUUUUAAACUGACUAUCAACAGGCUCUUAGAGGCAGAAGUAGAGGUGUCCCCCUCCACCACCACAGCAACCAACUCAGCAGCCUACGCCACCCCGUCCACAGGCUCCUCUGAGGGGGCAAAGAGACGAGGGAAGUCCCCCGGCCAGAAGAAAAAAGGCUCCAAGAGGGCGAGCAGCGCCCUGGGAACCCCACGACGCAAGACCCAGAACCCCAUUGAGGACGACCUCAUCUUCCGGAUUGGAACGAAGGGGAGGAACAAAGGAGAGUUCACCAACCUUCAGGGUGUGGCAGCCUCCUCCAGUGGCAGGAUACUGAUUGCUGACAGCAACAAUCAGUGUGUCCAGAUUUUCUCCAACGAAGGGGAAUUCAAGAGUCGUUUUGGCAUGCGGGGGCGGUCACCAGGGCAACUGCAGCGUCCCACGGGCGUGGCCGUGCAUCCCAGUGGGGACAUCAUCAUCGCCGACUAUGACAACAAGUGGGUCAGCAUCUUCAACAGCGAGGGCAAGUACAAGGCGAAGCUUGGCUCUGGUAGACUCAUGGGGCCAAAGGGCGUAUCUGUGGACCAGAACGGUCAUGUGAUCGUGGUUGACAACAAGGCGUGCACUGUCUUCAUCUUCCAGCUGACCGGCAAGCUCGUCACCAAGUUUGGUAGUCGAGGCAACGGUGACAAACAAUUUGCAGGUCCACACUUUGCAGCAGUGAACAAUAACAAUGAGGUUAUCGUGACUGACUUCCAUAACCACUCUGUCAAGGUUUUUACCCUUGAGGGAGAACUGGUGUUGAAAUUUGGCUCCAACGGUGAGGGAAACGGCCAGUUCAACGCUCCCACUGGUGUAGCUGUGGACGUAAAUGGGAACAUCAUCGUAGCUGACUGGGGCAACAGUAGAAUACAGGUGUUUGACGGCAGUGGCUCCUUCCUCUCCUACAUCAACACGUCAGCGGACCCUCUGUACGGACCCCAAGGUCUGGCUCUGACCUCUGAUGGACAUGUGGUAGUGGCUGACUCUGGCAACCACUGCUUCAAAGUCUACCGCUAUCUGCAAUGAUGGAGGCUUAGACGGAGAAAUGGAGUGGAGGAAGGGAAGAAAGAUGGAGGGAGCGGUUGUUGGAGUAGAGAGAUAUGGUGCACGAUGUCAAAUUCUAGGAAUUAUUGCAUGAACCUCUACUUUCAACGAUGGAAGGAGGGAUGGAGAGGAAAGAGGGGGAAGCAAAGAAGAAGAAAUAGCCAUAAUUACAUCAUUAGACCACAAUGAAACUGCAAUCUAGUUUUGACGACUUUUGGAUAAAGUAUCAUCAUAGUAAUCGUCAAAAAAUGAAACUUGGGAUGAUAGAGAAUGGUAGGACAUAGAUUGGCCUUCGAACUACAUCCUCUUAAAGUCUAAAGAAGGACGAGAAUAUUAGCAGAUCAGGGAGAAUAGAACGAUGGUGGAUUCAAGAGUUCGCUGGACCUCAUGCAAAUUUGAGAAAUAUCGCAAAAUGGGACCGAGGAGUGAUGCAAGGCUGGAGUAAGAACAGUUAUGCAACGACUAAUUCUUGAUCUCAAACUCUAGAAGUCCCUCUUUCUCCCAGCUUGGCAUUAAUUGAAAUCGGAGGAGCGGAUGCAAAGAAAAAGGCUUCAAAGAAAGGAAGAGCAAAUGAAGGUUGCAUAAGGAUAUGACGAAAACAUCUUCGGAAACCACUGCUUCCCAAACCCACAAUGGAGUGAAUGAUGGAUAAAGGCAUUGAAGAAGUAUAAAAGACGUGAGUGUAUGAAUAAAGGCUGAUGUUUUGGAGAGAAUUGAAUGGAAGAUAAAAGUUUUGUAAUGUUCUGCCUUCUCAUGUUGUAUGUAAAAGAGAAAAUAAUGGCCAGUGAGGUAAAAGAGGUCUACGUCUUAGUUUGACAUCAUUUCUUACUCCAGGUCAUUACCACAGACUUCCUUAUUGCUUUUUAACCAUAAUAUUCAAUUUGUGCAAAGUGGAAGCUAACAUUAGCUACCAACUUGAGAGGUUGUCAGGGCGCCCUUGAGCAAAGCAUUUAACUUUAAACUGGUCCAGCAGUAGAGGACUGCAGUUGUACUGGGAAACUCCCAGCAGUGAAUCUGUGUGAACUGUAAAUAUGUAAAUAUGCUCCAACAAACUGCUUAAGAAGGGGAUCCUCGCCGAGUUAAAUUGACAUUGACUACAUUGUUGAGUAAAGAUUAACUCAAAAUAUUCUUAGACUAAGACAUGGGCCACUUUUAGCAUGUUGUCCAUUGUUUGUCCAUUGUCUGAAAUAGGAAUGUUUAUUUAGUUUCUUGCUAUAUGCUAGUAUACUUUAUGUCUUAGGCAAUAGAUUCAACAUUAGAAAUGAUUGCUUGACUCUGACUCUGAUUGUCUGGAUGGUUGUUUCAAUUGGUUGAUUGACAUUGACGAGCAGCAUCAUCUUAUCUAUGCUCGGUUUGAGUCUUCUUAUAUUGUUCCUGAGAAAUCUGUUGCAAGGAGGGGAAAAAAGGUCUAUAAAUCCAUCCUAUAUAUUUGUGAGAAUACCUUUAAUAAUAUCAUGUAAAAUGUUGGAACCAGUAACGAUUUUACACACUUUGUUUCUGCUCGUGAGGCCGGGGGUCGACAUUCAAGAAUGUUUUCAUUCAUUUUUCAACAUUGCCAAGGAUUCUAGAAUGUUUUGAGAAUUCCGAGAAGUGCUUGUACGAUUCCACAAGUUCUGCCAUCACUCAUAACGCAAGCAUGCCUCUGUGUUAUGUGAUUGUUGACAUCAAACUUACCACGACAGACUUCAACUCUAAGCUCCCAUUGUACGAAACAGUUCACACACACCGAAGAAGAUUAACAGAAAUGUUAAGUGCAGUGAAGGACAAAAGAGAAAUGCGACAUUGCUUUUACUUUUGCAUUUACUUUUAGAAAGUACUUCUCGAUAGUAAUAAUAGUAAUACUAUUUUAAUAGGCAAAAAAAGCAUUUAAGUUACUCACAUCAGCAUUCAGUUAGAUUAAACGUACAUUGUUAUAAAACAUCUCUGGCUAACAGAUACUUGUGGUGUCAUAUCAAGUUCACACUUGAUAAAAUAGUAAACCUCAUGUAAGUUAUUACUUCUAUUUAUUUAUUUAUCUAUUUAUUUAUCUAUUUUGUCAUUUUAAUCUUUGUAACUUGCCAUUUGAUUGUGUUCCACCGUGUGCAUUGCAGCUCUUAAGUGCCCAUUAUAUUUCUUCUUUUUGUACAUUUUGUCUGUUACGUUGAAUCAAAAUAUGAUUGUUGGUAUUUGAUACCUUUUAUACUGUCUGUUGUGAGUGGACAAAUCUACAUUUCAAGUUUUGUUUAGUACAUUUUUUUGUCAACUGAAAGUCGUAAUGCUGUGGAGGGAAAAUAAUCAAGCUAGCCAGUUAGAAAAAACAGCUUGUUAGCAUUUCUGAUCAAAACCAAUGGACAAUGACCAAACCUGUAAACAUUGAGCUAUCCAAGUAAGGAGGUUUAUUUUGAAAAGCUAAUACUGUCUAUUUUGUAACACAGGGUGCAACUACUGCAGUUAAUAGCUAACUCGGUAUUUCUUGGCUGUUUGUAGCAAUUGGUUUCAAUGGUGAAUGCUAACGAUCUUCUCUUUUACAGAUAGCCAGGACAAAAACAGUAUGAUAAGUGCAUGUUCAAUAAAAAAUAAUAAAUCAAAAUGAAAGCUGUCAGAGUCCCGAAAAGGAGUUCAUGUUGUUUCCCUUAUUGUGCCGAUUGUCAGUCUGUUAAAAGUACAUUCUCUGACUUUUGUUAAAGCAUCAGAUAGUGCUGCUAAAUCUUCCGAUUUUUGGAAUUGUUGGCUCUCUUGAUUGUUUCAACCACAUCAUGUUGUGUUUCUUAAAGUGAUCCAGGCCUUGUUUGCUGGAGAUUCAGCCUUAACGUCAUUAAUAUGAAUGUUGUUUCAAAGUUGAUAUGAUGGAAUUGCCUUCUCAGUAAUCUUGAUUUGAAAUUUAUUGCGAGCAUAAGUAAAAGAGAGUUAAUAACCAUUUCAAACAAAUAGCUCAUUUGUAGACUACACAUCCAUUUGAAGGAACUACGUGCAUUUUCAAAUUAGAAAAAAAGAAAUUCCUUAGUCAACAGAAAAGGAAAAUAUUACAUUUGUCGUCAUAGAUAUUCACACAUGUGGCUUGGGUGUGUAUCAAUGUCGGUUUAUACCGUUAGAUCAACAUCAUUGCUCAUCAAUUUAGUAUUUUUCCUCAAAUGGAUAUGCAGUGUUUUGGAACACAGCUCUUAAAGUACCGAUUUCUUGCAGUGUCACUUGCCUGCUACUUCUCUCUUUCUGUAUUUACUAUCUGUCAUGUCUGUUCACUGUUAUGGACCGUCUCUUAAAUACUCACACACGCUCACCACUCAAAUAAAGCAUCCAUUCCUUAAUGGCA
Messenger RNA from Anarrhichthys ocellatus (wolf-eel), 6060 nucleotides. It is a transcript of the gene trim2b, whose product is annotated as tripartite motif containing 2b. Gene Ontology annotation, biological process: protein polyubiquitination; proteasome-mediated ubiquitin-dependent protein catabolic process. The transcript is spliced from 14 exons. The record is from RefSeq and is a predicted model, not a curated record. Bases 738 to 2753 code for a protein of 671 amino acids. Lineage: Eukaryota; Metazoa; Chordata; Actinopteri; Perciformes; Anarhichadidae. Gene Ontology annotation, molecular function: protein binding; zinc ion binding; ubiquitin protein ligase activity.